UUACGAAGACUGAAGUAUAAAAUUUUCAAUAACGAUUUGACGAAGUGUUUAUUUCUUAAUUGCAUAGAUCUACACAAAUAAAACAAGUGCUCCAAGUCAAGAAUAGUCACUUUUAUACCUAUUUUUGUUUUUUUGAUAAAAAUAAUUUUAUUUAUUUACAAAUCUGAAGAUGUGAACAAACAAAAAUAAUAUUAAUUAUAUUACCCAGUUACAAUUAAAGAAGUCAGCUGUGAUAUAAAUUUAUAGUACACAUGUACAACACAAAUCUUAUUAGUUAUUGAAAAUUACGUAGUUAUAUCUUAUUCAGUAAAUUGUGGAAUCGAAAAAGUGUACUCAACAAAAAUGUCACAAACUAGCAAAGAAUCUACGAAUUCUAAGUCAAUAUUUCUCAAGAAUGAACAUAUUUUAACCGUACUCAUAUGUGCAAUAUCGAUACCCUUAUCCAUGUCCAUGUGGAUUAUUAAUUUAAUUUAUUCUAAAUUUAUUAUCAGAAAUGAAGGAUUUGAUGAACCGGUAGUUAUUUCACCCGCACGCUGGUUGGCAUCUUGUUUUAUUCCUCUGGUUAUUACUUUUAUUGGAUAUAGAAAAAAAAGCCUUAGCCUAAGUGGCGCAAUACUUGGAUUUGGAGUGGGGUUCAUCUUAACACUAAGUAAUUACUGCUUUCUUGCGGUAUUAUUUACGUUUUUCAUUUCAUCAUCAAAAGCAACAAAACUGAGACCACAUUUGAAACGCAAAUUUGACCCUGAAUUUAAAGAAGGAGGUCAAAGAAAUUGGAUUCAAGUGUUGUGUAAUGGAGGCAUGGCUACUCAGCUAGGUUUACUGUAUUUAAUAGAUGUUGGAGCAUCUGAAAAACCAAUAGAUUUUAUAAGAGAUUAUAGAGCUUCAUGGCUUUCCAUGGGUAUCCUUGGUGUAUUUGCCAGUUGCAAUGGAGACACUUGGGCAUCUGAAUUGGGAACUGUGAUUUCCAAUAGUGAACCAUAUUUAAUUACAUCUUUAAAAAGAGUUCCUAAGGGAACCAAUGGAGGAAUAAGUUUAAUGGGAACAAUUUUCAGUGGACUGGGAGGAUUUAUAAUAGGUUUAUCCUAUUACAUAGCCAUAUUGUACUUUUCAGAUAGAUCCAUCUUAACAUAUGCUCCUCCUCAGUGGCCAUUGCUUGUAUAUGGCACUUUUGGUGGAUUAAUUGGUAGCUUUAUAGAUUCCUUAAUGGGAGCAACAUUGCAGUACUCCGGUAUGGAUAAAAAUGGAAAAAUAGUGUCACAUUCUAGUGGCUCUGUAAAACACAUCAGUGGAAAAAACAUUUUGGAUAAUCAUAGUGUUAAUCUGAUAUCAACUGUUAUCAUGGGUUUACUUAUGCCUACUAUCAGCAAAUACUUAUGGCCGAUGUAUUAA
Messenger RNA from Achroia grisella, 1389 nucleotides. Its product is annotated as transmembrane protein 19. Gene Ontology annotation, cellular component: membrane. The transcript is spliced from 5 exons. The coding region runs from base 343 to 1389 and encodes 348 amino acids. Lineage: Eukaryota; Metazoa; Arthropoda; Insecta; Lepidoptera; Pyralidae. The record is from RefSeq and is a predicted model, not a curated record.